AUGUCUCCCGGUCGGAUCCUCGAACAGGACGCGUACGAUUUCAUAGUCUGUGGCGGAGGCACAGCAGGUUGUGUCGUGGCAGGCAGGCUCGCCGAGGACAGCAAUUCUCGCAUUCUCCUUGUCGAGGCUGGUCCUCACAAUAAGGAUCUCGAGAAUGUCCACAUGGUUGGUGGGUGGUCGAAAUGCUUCGACGGCGAACUGGACUGGAAUCUCGUCACGCCUCCGAUGAAAGGUAUCGACGGGAGACAAGUGAAGCUCAGUCGAGGGAAGUUCCUGGGCGGAUCCAGUGGUGUCAACGGCACGUUGUGCGUGAGAGGCAGCAAGCAGGACUAUGACGACUGGCAUCUUCCAGGAUGGUCUGGUGAAGAAUUCUUCGAGUACAUGCGGAAGGCCGAGACAUUCCACAACAAGCCAUGGUUCAGGGCAGACGAAAAGGCACACGGCUACGAUGGACCACUGCACACCGAGCCGCACGAUCUUGCGCCCAUUUCGGAAUUGUUGUUGAAGAGUAUGGAAGAUAAAGGUCUCCCUUUUGUGGCUGACAUGUUCAGCAAUGGCGAGACCGCACAUGGCAGUGGCCAUGCUGUUCGGACUGUGCACAAAGGCAUCAGAUGCACGGGUGCUGACUUCGUGACCAACGACUACCAUAGACACAACAUCGAUCUGGUCGUUGAGACUGUCGUCGACAAAAUCAACUUUGAAGAGAGAGACGGCCAGUUACAGGCCGUCAGCGUCGUGCUCAUUGACAAGACCGGCGAGAAGAAAACAGUAAAGGCCCGGAAGGAGAUUAUUGUCUCGGGAGGGGCAUAUUGUUCUCCUGCUGUUCUCCUCCGAUCCGGGAUCGGUCCAAAAGCGGAGCUGGAGCAGUUGGGACUCAAGUGUCUUGUAGAUGCACCGGGAGUGGGAAAGAACUUACUGGAUCACCUGAUUGUCUUUGCGUUUUACGAGGUUACCAAGGAAGGCCUGACAAACGACCAUCUUGUGUACCACGGCGACGCUGCGAUGGCCGCGUAUAUGCUGUACAAGGAGAAGAAGGAAGGCAUUCUCUCCACAUUCCCCUUUGGCGCGUUCGCCUUUGCAAGACUCGAUGAGCGUCUAAAGGACGACCCAUUGUGGCAGGAGGCCAAGAGGGAAGCCGGCCGUGAUCCGAUGGGCUUGACCCCGAAGCAGCCAAAUAUCGAGUUUUUCACCACGGAGCUGUAUGGAGGACCCAAGCAAUACGAUAAAUAUCCCAUCGAUAAGAAGCAUGCCUUUGCAGUGAUCACGGAGCUGUUUUCACCGCGCUCCAAAGGCACAGUAACGUUGAAAUCCGCAGACCCGCUAGAGAACCCUGUUGUGGACUGCAAUUAUCUCUCUGAUCCUCUCGACCUGCUUGUCCUCACCGAAGGCUGCAGGCUCGGAAACGAGAUUGCUAUGAAUGUGAACAAAAUCGCCGGGGAAGAGGUUGUAAAGGGAUCAUGGCCAUCUGAUUUGACACACCAUGCGUACACCAAGCGCGAAGACUGGAUCCCUUACGUCAAGCAGGAGGCCACCACCUGCUAUCAUGCUGCGGGGACUUGUAAGAUGGGCCGGGCGGACGAUGAGAUGGCUGUCCUGGAUGAGCACCUUCUCGUCCGUGGUACCAAAGGCCUCAGCGUGGCUGAUACUAGCAUUAUGCCUACGUUGCAUGGUGGCCACACCCAAAUGCCAGCGUAA
Cladophialophora yegresii CBS 114405 is the source of this 1695-nucleotide messenger RNA. RefSeq lists its product as uncharacterized. Bases 1 to 1695 code for a protein of 564 amino acids. The record is from RefSeq and is a predicted model, not a curated record. Lineage: Eukaryota; Fungi; Ascomycota; Eurotiomycetes; Chaetothyriales; Herpotrichiellaceae. Gene Ontology annotation, molecular function: flavin adenine dinucleotide binding; oxidoreductase activity, acting on CH-OH group of donors. The transcript is spliced from 11 exons.